UGGUCUCUUUCUCUGUGUGCCCUCGGUAGGAACCAUACCACAGCGGGGCAACUUUCAGAAUCCCUUUUACGGACAGGCUGGAAAUAUUUUACUUUUUGCUAAUAAUUUGCUGCAUUUUUAAGGCAUAAACGCCACAGGUUGUUGUUUUGUGGUCAUCACAAUGCAACAUUUAGCUCUAAGGGUCCUUUUCUCGUCUUUGCUGCUUCUGGCAGUGGUUCCUUUAGCACACUCACAAUCAGAUUGUUCACAGGCUGAGUCAUGUGAUCUGUGUGUCGGAGACUCCAUGCUUAACCUGACAGGCUGCGUCUGGAGGCUUUGCCCAGCUGGUAACGAUACAGGCAUGUGUGUGACAGAUCAGGGGGAUUCUGCGGACAGCGGCAUGAACUGCAGCUGGACCAGAGUGUCUGAACUGUGCUCAGUUGUAGAGACUGUUGCCGCCGGUGGAAGUGAAGGUGACUCAGGUGGUGACAGUGGCUCCAACUCGUCCGAGUUUUCCCAGGCCAAGUUUGACAUGGCCAGCUUCAUAGGCGGGAUUAUACUGGUGCUGUGUCUGCAGGCCGGCGGCUUCAUCGCCAUGCGCUUCCUCAAAUCCAAAGAGCAGAGCACCUAUGACCCCAUAGAGCAGCCACAGUGAGGACAAGAUGUUUGAAGGGCAAUCAGACAGGAUGGGGGACAGCAUCAGCAACGGCAGCAGCAGCGGCAGAGCGGUGACUCAUCGAGCAAUGACGACAAAAUAUUUUUGUUGCUUUUUUAAAGCCCCCAUCGUUUUUGUUUUGGUGUCCUUCAUAAAACCCCAGUAGGAUGCCUGUGUUUAUGACAGACCUUUUCCCCUCAGUUUUGACUAUAUUGAUGCUGGCAUUUACAGUCCAUCUGUGAAUUUGAGAAAUGUGAGCUGUGAAUAUGGCAGCGCAGCCAUGGCGAAUGGUUACAUAACUUUGUGCACAGUACUUUCUGACAGUAGGUUAGAAUAAAAAAAAGCUUCCCAGACACUUUGAAGCCCAAAUUAGAUUGGAUCAUAAAAGAGACGCUGGCGCUGCCUUUCAUCCAUCUCUGUUUCAUGUGAAUUUAAAAAGCAUUACGCUAAACAUUUUCUUGCAGUACAGUGGAGCUUUAAAUUUGUGAACCCAUUCUUAUUUAUUUAUUUAUUUAUAAUUUUGGUCACCAUGGUACACUGUUUUUGUGUUUUACCACAACCAAUUUCAGCAGACAGCUUAUUAACAGGCCUUUGCAAAACUUAAUGACAAGCAGCGAAGGUAUUUCCCUCCUUUGCAUUAAGUUUCCUGCAGCAGAGAAAAGGUCCACGCAUUCACAGCAGUGUGACACUAGCACCGCCAUGCUGAAAUGCCAGGUUUUCUUUUCACCUAUCAGCUCCUGCUCAGUUCACCCCUUUGUCACUUCAUACCCCCCUUUCAUACCUACGUGUUACCUUUUCAUCUAUGUAUUUUUUUUAGGAAUUGUGGGGGAAAAAGUCAGACUUCAUGUUAAACCCAUUGUUUGGUGUUCUUGUCAUUUGGGCCAUCUGACUCCAAGAUGUUUUCACCUGUAUUCAUAAUGAUGCUGGUUAUAGGGAUAAAUACCUGACUUAUUUAUCUGUGUUGUCAUUUUAUUGCUUGAAUAAACUCUGGAUAAUCAUC
Messenger RNA from Fundulus heteroclitus (mummichog), 1634 nucleotides. RefSeq names its product CD164 sialomucin-like 2 (gene cd164l2). The record is from RefSeq and is a predicted model, not a curated record. Lineage: Eukaryota; Metazoa; Chordata; Actinopteri; Cyprinodontiformes; Fundulidae. Bases 161 to 634 code for a protein of 157 amino acids. The transcript is spliced from 6 exons. Gene Ontology annotation, cellular component: cytoplasmic vesicle.